AUGGCGCUGCACCAACAGCGUCAGGCCAAGUGUCGCGAAGUUCGAGCGGCAUCCAUGGCCCAACAUCUACAGCAGCGGCAACAAAAUCAGCAAAAGCAGCCAAAAUAUUCACCCAAUGACAUCCAGAUGGCAGAUAAUAUUCGCGAGUUCUAUCGCACGCCCACAAUGCUGGCUGAAGACGAGUCAUUCAAUCCACAUGGACAACUCCAACCGGAGCAUCAGCUACGGGAGGAGGAGCAUGAGGAAGAGCAUGAGCAAGAGAGAGGUGGUUGGAAAGCCAUAUCGAUUGAGGAGCCGAGCUCAACGAGUUACGACAUGAACAGUCUAGUUGAGGAGCCGGAUGUUCAAGAGCCCCAGGCUCAGGAGGUGAAGAGCGAGAUGUUCGGGGAAGGAGAUAAGUUCAGCCACCAGACACCACUGUGGCUCCCCUCGGAAGAGGACCGCCGCACUCCAACACUACCAUGGACCUCCUCUAUAGAUGCAGAUGUGCUGAUAGAAGUAGGCACUGCGUCGAAUUCGGGAGGUGGACGGCGCAAAUCGACCAAAAAGACACCUGCUCCACCACCUCCCUCAAUGACUCGGAGUCAGACUCACAGUCUCACGUCUCCGAAUCCCAAGAAUGAAAGAAUCUGCCCUCGUGCCCCGUAUAGUUCACGAUACUUUUGUGCAAUUCUCGUCAACUACGACAAAUACGACUCCGAGUGUCGUCUCGCAGGUCUAAGUCGCGAGAGUGUGACAUCCUUACAUCGCGCAAUGGUCCAGUGUCCUAAGCCUCUCUCGCUCACUUCUUUGGUGGACACUGAGUUCUCAAAUUACCCACGCACACAUUUACAUUCCCAAUCUUCGCUCCUUUCCCCUAUCCCUUUGCUACCAAGUCUUGGACCAGCGUUGAAUCGUGCAAUCAACACUGCUCUCAUUGUCACCACAAUCACCAUCUAA
This is a messenger RNA of Hydatigera taeniaeformis, 939 nucleotides long. The record is from the annotation of a GenBank genome assembly. Lineage: Eukaryota; Metazoa; Platyhelminthes; Cestoda; Cyclophyllidea; Taeniidae.